AUGGAUUCCGCCAAGCAGCCUGCUAAGCUCGUCAAGGUCACCCGUGUCCUCGGCCGUACCGGUUCCCGUGGUGGUGUCACCCAGGUCCGCGUCGAGUUCAUGGACGAUACCUCCCGCAGCAUCAUCCGUAACGUCAAGGGUCCUGUCAAGGUCGACGACAUCCUCUGCCUGCUCGAGUCCGAACGCGAGGCCCGUCGCCUCCGUUAA
Molecule: messenger RNA, 207 nt
Organism: Aspergillus aculeatus ATCC 16872
Lineage: Eukaryota; Fungi; Ascomycota; Eurotiomycetes; Eurotiales; Aspergillaceae
Product: 40S ribosomal protein eS28
Exons: 3
Coding region: 1-207 (68 amino acids)
Biological process (GO): translation; ribosomal small subunit assembly; maturation of SSU-rRNA
Cellular component (GO): cytosolic small ribosomal subunit; ribosome
Molecular function (GO): structural constituent of ribosome
Source: RefSeq, a predicted model, not a curated record